Molecule: messenger RNA, 2190 nt
Organism: Hevea brasiliensis (rubber tree)
Lineage: Eukaryota; Viridiplantae; Streptophyta; Magnoliopsida; Malpighiales; Euphorbiaceae
Product: bifunctional riboflavin biosynthesis protein RIBA 1, chloroplastic
Exons: 7
Coding region: 219-1901 (560 amino acids)
Biological process (GO): riboflavin biosynthetic process
Cellular component (GO): chloroplast
Molecular function (GO): GTP cyclohydrolase II activity; 3,4-dihydroxy-2-butanone-4-phosphate synthase activity
Source: RefSeq, a predicted model, not a curated record
AGCUAGCCACCUACACCCAAUCUCGAAGGAUCAUUUCCCGUACACCUUUGCUUGUGGCGUUGUUGAUGAUGAUCUAAAGCUAAAGCUAACCGCUUACAUUCCCCCGCUUUCUUUCCUUCUCUUUCUUCUUCGUUUCAUCUCUCUCCUUGUUUUUUCCUUCAAUCAAAGUCUGCUUUUUCAAUUGCCUUGGGCUUUUGAUUAUAGUGUGGUAAUUGAAGAUGAUGGGUUCUAUUCAUCUUUACAGUUCCUCUCUGUCUUCCUCUAAUUUGCGAGGUUACACUGGUCUGCAUUGUAUGUAUCCAUUUACUUUAAAGGGGUACAUAACUGAUCUGGUCUCUAGUAAUCCAGCCAGGAAAGUGAGCUUUAGAUUCAAAGGCGUUGAUAGACUUAGAGCCUCAGUGAUAUCUGGAGAAGAUGAUCUUCUCUCUUGUUCAGAGAACAAUAGAGUUUCAGCACAAGAUACCUUAAUUGGCAAAAGAUUGAACCAACCAUCUGGAAUUGAGUUACAACCUGAUGCAAUAGGUUUUGGAACACUUACUGCUGAAAUAACUCCCACUACCAGUGCUUUCUUUCCUAAUGAUGAUGAGUAUGACCUGGAUCAUCCUACUGAUGGAUUUGCUUCCAUCCCGGAGGCCAUUGAAGAUAUUCGUCAAGGCAAGUUAGUAAUUGUUGUUGACGAUGAAGACAGAGAAAAUGAGGGAGACCUAAUAAUGGCAGCAUCAAAGGCAACACCUGAAGCUAUGGCAUUUAUUGUCAAACAUGGAACUGGAAUAGUUUGUGUGAGCAUGAAAGGAGAAGAUUUGGAGAGGUUGGAACUUCCUCUAAUGGUAACUCAGAAGGAGAAUGAGGAAAAACUUUGCACGGCAUUCACUGUAUCUGUGGAUGCAAAACAUGGCACAACAACAGGUGUCUCGGCUCAUGACAGGGCUACAACAGUGUUGGCUCUUGCCUCUAGAGAAUCCAAACCUGAAGAUUUCAAUCGCCCGGGUCAUAUUUUCCCACUUAAGUACAGGGAAGGAGGAGUUCUAAAAAGAGCUGGACAUACAGAAGCUUCUGUUGAUCUUGCAAUGCUAGCUGGAUUAGAACCUGUUGCUGUUUUAUGUGAGAUUGUAGAUGAUGAUGGCUCUAUGGCAAGAUUACCAAGGCUUCGCCAAUUUGCGCAAGCUGAAAACUUGAAAAUAAUUUCCAUAGCUGAUCUAAUCAGAUAUAGGAGGAAAAGAGAUAGACUGGUGGAGUUGUCUGCCACUGCUCCAAUACCCACAAUGUGGGGACCAUUCAAAGCCUACUGUUAUAGGUCAUUUCUGGAUGGGAUAGAGCAUAUAGCAAUGGUUAAAGGUGAAAUUGGUGAUGGUAAGGAUAUUCUUGUGAGGGUGCAUUCUGAGUGCCUCACUGGUGACAUAUUUGGAUCAGCGAGAUGUGAUUGUGGAAAUCAGCUAGCCCUUGCAAUGAAGCAAAUUGAGGCUGCUGGCAGGGGUGUAUUGGUAUACCUCCGCGGACAUGAAGGUAGAGGAAUUGGUUUGGGCCACAAGCUUCGUGCUUACAACCUACAGGAUGAUGGAUGUGAUACAGUUGAGGCCAAUGAAGAGCUGGGUUUACCUGUUGAUUCUCGUGAAUAUGGCAUUGGUGCACAGAUACUAAGAGAUUUGGGCGUGCAUACAAUGAGGCUGAUGACAAAUAAUCCUGCAAAAUAUGUGGGGCUUAAAGGUUAUGGCCUGGCAAUUGCAGGCAGGGUCCCAUUGUUGACUCCAAUAACUAGGGAGAACAGGAGAUAUUUGGAGACUAAACGUGAAAAAAUGGGGCACAUAUAUGGUUCAGAUUCUAAUGGCCAUGUAAGUGGUAUUAUCAGUGAAACUAAUAGCUCAAUCAUUGGCUCUCAAACUGAUGGUGCAUCCAAGGCAUAAUUGCUUCAAUCAGUUCUGGUGAAAUGGCGCGUUGACAUGGCUUGGAGCUUCAACUAGGAAAAUUCAAGGGUUUUUUUCCCCACAUUCAGAUUUACAUUCUUUUUUGAUGUAUGUAUAAUGUACAUUUAUACUUUCACUAGGAGGGUAAAGAAAUUCCUAGAUGCAUUUCCUUCUCACAAGAAAGGAGAGGAUGAUGUAUUUAUUUUAACUAUAGUGCUGAAAGUGGUGGAUUUUGUUCAUGAACACCAGGUAUUUGGAAAAGUAUAUAUAUUUGGUUGAAGGUAAGAAA